AUGGAACCUUCCGAAUUGACUCCAAACUUUGAGUAUAUUAGAUAUUUUGAUGGAUAUGAAAAAAUUAUGUACACUUUUAUUGUGAUACUUCGUGGUGAGUUUGAACUAACUUCAGAAAUACCAAAUGUAGAAGAAUAUUUAAAAAAGAAACUUCCUCCUCUUUUCAAUGAAUUUGAUAUUACCAGACUCUCUGUUUGCACAUUGAAAGGCAAACCAUGUUUUGUCAAAUCAACACUUCCCCCACUUAUCAAAACCGUUCCAUUUGAUUUACUCGGCGAUUACUCGUGCAACCAAAAAGUUGUGACGGUGAAAGCACCUCUCGAAUUAUUCAAAGAAUGGAAGAGUGGUAUGCCCUUAGCAAUGGUUUUUGUCUCAUCAUUCAAUUCUGUGAUUCGUCUUCAUAUAUGUUGUUCCCACAGUCUUUCUGAUGGUAGAACAAUUGAAGGGCUGUAUCGAAUUGUUGCACAUUUAUUAGACGAAAACAUACCUCUUCCAAUUAACUCCAAACAAGCAGAUUUUGGCCAACAAAAUUUGUUCCCCAAAUUAACAAAGAGUGAAGCAACAACAAUACUUCCUUUUGUUCUUGCUUUACCCAAAUCCCCACGAAUUAAUCCACCGGAAGAAAACAUUGUUUUUUCUGAUAUUUCUGAUUAUCUACAAUAUUCAUACGCAGAGAUAAGUGCAUUUUGUAAAGUGCACAAGGUGGGAGUGCAGGCAAUAAUGAUGUGUGCUUAUCAAAGGGGAAUGAGAAAACAUUUCAAUGUUAAAAACGAAGUUCCUUUAGUUGGACACAUUCCUGUAGAUUCCCGAACAAGUUUAUAUGCUUCAGAAGAAAUGAAACAAAGAGAACUCUUUUGUGGAAGCGCUGCUUUCUUUCCAACUUUAACAUCUAAAGAUGAUUUUAUUGAAGAAAUAACUGAGUGUAACAAUUCAAUAAGAGAAACACAACAAAGUAAUGAAAGUGCCAUUUUUGUUACUUAUUUAGGAAGUCGAGUCAAUGCAGAUAAUGGAAAUGAUAAUACAACCCAAUUAGAUUUUUCGACUGACAUGCCAUUUGUUGGGGUGUCAAAUAUUGGCUGUUAUAAAUAUGUAACAAGACCACGUGUGUGUUGUGUCAGUGAGUCAAAGAAACUUUUAACUACAAUCAUUUACGGAUAUAAAGAAGAGUCUAUUUUAAAUGUCUAUUGGAAACGUUCAGAACCGAUGCCGCAAAAUAUGCUUGAUACAAUCAUUGAGCAAUUUGAUGAUAUAUUCACAAAAAUUGGAUCAAAAAGAGUUUAA
This is a messenger RNA of Entamoeba invadens IP1, 1281 nucleotides long. RefSeq lists its product as hypothetical. The transcript has a single exon. NCBI's taxonomy places the organism in Eukaryota, Evosea, Mastigamoebida, Endamoebidae. The record is from RefSeq and is a predicted model, not a curated record. Bases 1 to 1281 code for a protein of 426 amino acids.